AAACUGUACACCAGGCAGUGGAGAACAAAAGCGUCAGAGUAAAACCUCUACCAACACAACCUGGGGACAAAGUGGGCAGGAGGGACCUGAGAUGGCCCAGUCCCCCUUCUUCCUUUGAACUGUAAAACUGAAGACGGGAUCUUGGUCUGGGUGGAAGGGACAUGAUGCUCACAGAAUUCCUGUCCCUGCUUUGCCUUGGGCUUAGCCUGGGCUUUGCAGAUGAGAAAAAGAAUGAGACGCUUCCCAAACCCUCCCUCAGUGCCUUGUCCAGCUUAGUGGUUGGACACGGAGGGAACGUGACCCUGAGGUGCCAGUCUCACUUCCAGAAUGUGACGUUCACGCUGGGGAAGCUGCAGGACUCCGGGUACAGGCAGGAACAGCGAUCCACAGGACACAAGGCUGAAUUUCUCCUCACUCACCUGGAGCCGAAGGAUGCUGGGAUGUACUUUUGCACCUACAAGACAAUGGACUCCCAGGAGUGGUCAGGGGAGAGUGACUACCUCCAGCUGGAGGUCAAAGAUGACCUUGAUGGACGUGGAGCUACUGAAGUGAAAAAUGCCAAUGGAUUAAUCUUUGCUGCCACCUUCAGCUGCCUCUCCAUUUCGAUCCUCUUCCUCUCGGUCGUCUUCAUCAACAGAUGCACCCAGCAUGGUUCGUCACAUGAAGAAGCCACCAAGAGCCUUAUCCUCUCCCUCAGUCUUCAGAUCCCAUACUUUAAUGUGUCUCUGUCUCUCAGAACCAGCCAUUCUGAAUUUCCCAAGCAGGAGGCUACGGAUUUAUCCAACCUGGAUAGGAUAUCUGUCUCGACUGAAAGACCCCCAGGGAGUGAGCCAUGCUGAUCUAUACCUGUGGCAGCUUCUGUCCCCCGCCAAGGAGCCCUCAGGAUCUGUGAAUGUGCAAUGAGGCAGGUGAAGGAGGACAGCCGGAGCCCUGGAGGAAGGAGAACAUGGGGUUAAGAUGGUGGGAUGAAUGGACACAUGGAAAUCAGGUCACUCCGUGUCCUUGGCUCAUUAAUUCAUAGUAAUAAAAUUAAGUUUUCUGCCUUUUUGCUUCCA
This is a messenger RNA of Ailuropoda melanoleuca (giant panda), 1055 nucleotides long. RefSeq names its product V-set and transmembrane domain-containing protein 1. The coding region runs from base 162 to 839 and encodes 225 amino acids. NCBI's taxonomy places the organism in Eukaryota, Metazoa, Chordata, Mammalia, Carnivora, Ursidae. The transcript has 9 exons. The record is from RefSeq and is a predicted model, not a curated record. Gene Ontology annotation, cellular component: plasma membrane. Gene Ontology annotation, biological process: immune response-regulating signaling pathway.